Chara braunii is the source of this 4719-nucleotide messenger RNA. The record is from the annotation of a GenBank genome assembly. Lineage: Eukaryota; Viridiplantae; Streptophyta; Charophyceae; Charales; Characeae.
GUCGAGUUGACAAGACAUGGAGGAGGUAGCACCAAGCUCACCUGGGGCACCAUUGAUAGAGGGGUGAAAGUUGGGUGUUUAGACCAGAUGGAGCAACGUCAGGUACGCCUGCAAAGGCAAAAGAGAAAGGAAAGAGAUGCGACUGCUUCUGGGACCCCGGGGGUGACAAGGAUUGUUACAGACGUAUUGGCACAGCUAGGGUAUGCGACAGAGCCGGUGGUGCAAAGGAGGGURGUGACGGCUGUCAAAGUGAAAGGAAAGGAGCCGGUGAUAGAGGAGGUUGUUCAGGAGGAGCUCUGGGAAGGGGAAGAGCCGGUGUCGCAGCAUCUGACGAAGGUCCAGCGCAAAGUGCGUAAUUUGGCGCAGGGCGGACAGGGAUCAGGAAAAGCGCAGGCGCCUCAGGCCCAGGCAGCAGCCCCUUUAAAUGUGGCGGCUCCAUCAUCUAGUACGGGCCCCUCACAAGGAAGAGCGCCCUCCUACGGACAGUGGCCCUGGCCGGUGAUCAAUGCAAUUGUGCCAUGGGAAAGCCCGCCGCCAGUAGCCGGACCGCAAACAACGCCUGGGCGACCCGGAGUAAAUGUGGUGGGGUCGUGCCCACAAUCGGGAAUGAUGGGGAGACCCCUCACUCCGCAGGCCCGGCUGACACAGGCAGCGCGAACGAGGAAUCAAGCCAAGGCCAGUGCCUGCCAAGAGCCUCCGAGGAGGGAACCCGAACCAGGGAGAAGGAAAAAGGUUGUGGAAGUAGAGGACGACGAUGAUGAAGAGGAAGAGGACGAGAAGCUGCGCAAAGAGGAGGAUCAAAGAGCGGAGCAGCGGGCAAGGAAAAAGAGAACCAGGGGAGAGGUCGAGCCGGUCRUGCGCGACGGACCGCCCAAAAAGAAGAAAUACGCGGUUCGGUUGGAAGAGGGAUUUGACGUAGAAAAAGUGAUCGACCGGCUGCUAGAAGGGCACAAUGACCUCAUGACCCUGAAGGAAAUCCUAGCGUCGGCCCCGCGGCUCCGCGAUGAACUAAAGGGGAGGUUGUCGCUGCGCCUGGUGCCUAAUGUCCAUCUGGGUACGAUCCUGCCCAAGGAGGCUGAGUGGGCGGAGUCAGGCUCGUUGAACCCGGCAGGGAAUGUGGACGAAGUGCCCGAGAGUCAGGACGACGAGUUCGAGGAGGGGGAGAUUAAGGAGGUCUUUCGUGCAGAGGAGUACAGCGGGAUCUACCUAGAGCUGGGGCUUCUUUUGUCAUGUGAAAUACGGCUAAAGGAUGCAAGCGAUAGGGCUGAGAGGAUGCUGCAGCGCUACUUAGUACGAGACGGCCACCUUUUCGUGAGAAGAGAAAUGGGGAAUCCCAGGAGAGUCGUCUGCGGUAGGAAUCAUCAGAUCGACGUCGUAGCAGCGCUUCACGAUGGCAUUGCAGGAGGGCAUCAAGGGGUACAAGCCACGUAUGCCAAGAUAAGUGAGCUAUACUACUGGGAUGGGAUGAUGGAUAUGGUUGGGAAGUUCUGCCGAUCUUGCGUACCCUGCCAAGAGAGAUCCUGUUUAAGGCAAGGAGAGCCGUUGCAUCCAAGGCUAGAGCGAGAGGUGGGGGCUGUAGUGCAUCUCGAUCUACUUUUUAUGCCGCUUGGGGAUCAAGGCUAUAAUUAUAUUUUCGAUGCGCGCGAUAACCUGUCUGGUUUCGUAGACGGGCGUGCUAUUCGCACAAAGACCGGGUCAGUCCUAGUGAGAUGCCUCGAGGAGUAUUUCCUACGCUAUCCUUUCGUCAGGGAAUUUGUAAUGGACAGGGGAUUGGAGUUUACCUGUCAGGAGGUGCAAGAAUUGUUAUCAAGGUAUGAUGUAGCAGCCAACUACACCACGGCCGCGCACCCCCAGGCAAAUGCUCCCGUGGAGAGAGGACAUAGUACCAUUACGAGUCUCCUGGCUAAGUGGACCGAAGGUCUGACUUUACGAAGACAGCCAUGCCUGUUGUCUCCUCAGAGGCCGUUGGGCGCAUCAGGAGGAUAUGAGCGGCAUGGGCCUCGCCAUCGGGAGAGUACUCUGGUCUACAAUGAUGGGAACAUCGAGCUAUUCCUGGACAGUUUUUGGGAGCAUGCGAGGCAUAUGGGCUGGUCCGUGGCCCAGGCAAUUGAGAGAUUGAGGGGAGCAGGCAGGUUCGAGGAGCCCAUUGUCAGGAUUCGUAGGCAGGCGACGACGAGGCAGGAGAUGGAGAUGAGGAUGGAGGAGUUGCGACCCUCGCUUGUGGGACCUGAUGGCAGGCCGAUCCGCCUGGAGAUUGGAAAUGCGUCGGACUUCUUCCCCACGUUUGAGUGGUUCAUGCAAGGGCAGGGCAUACCGAGAGAUGAUUGGAUGCAGAUACUACCACUUUGGACCAGGAAGGCGGAAAGGCCACUGGUUAGCCAAAUCAGAGACAUGGCCCGGGAUUGGGGAAGCUGCAGGGCACAUCUGAGAGAGACCUUUGGACGACCAGAGACCCCCCAACCCAGAGUCGAGAGGCGUCAGAGGAGUCAGAGGCCGAGGGACCCUCAGCCCAGGGAGGCGAGACCGUCUCGAGGAGGACGGAAGGCCCUAGCCAGGAGAGAGGAGGAGUCAGAGCCGGAGCCAGAGGCUGAGGGGCGAGGGGUGUACCCUGAGUGUGGAUUGGGACCGGUGGAGUUCCAUCGUUUUACUGAGGGUGGAUUGAGGAGAUCGCCAGCACGCACGCAGGAGGAGCCGCCAGCAUCUGAGGGGCCCUUGAGGGAAUUGGAGACGCAUUUAGAUAUUUCUCGGUGGAGGGCGUUGCCUCAGGGUGAGGAGCAUGGAGAGCAGGCAGAGGAGGUGCCACGAGAGGAGGUGCCACAGGAGGAGGUGCCACAGGAGGAGGUGCCACGGGAGGAGGUCCAGGGUACUCAGCGAGAUAGAGGGCUGGGCGAUGAGGGGAGACGUACAGGGAAGGAAGUAAUAGAGGUUGGAGAGGACACGCCCCCUCAAACGCCGGCGAUGGGCUUGAGACUCGGGGAUGCACCAGGAAGCACUCGCCAGGCGGAGGAGAGGUUGCAGAGAGAGGAGGCCCCAUUACCGUCAUCAGAAAAGGCUCCUUCGCCAGAAGAUAGGGCAGAAAGGAGGAGAGAGAAGGCAGCUGUAAGGAGAGAAGCCUUGAUCCUGAUUGAUAGGCACCUAGCAGCUCAUGCCCUGGAGCACCCAGACCUGGAAGAGCCAGCACCUGCAGAGCCGCGCCAGAAGCCAUGCCGACCCGAGAAGGAGAUGGAAGCAGAGAUCCCAAAGAGGGUCGACCUCCGAACGAGGGAAAGGGCACCAGCUGGAGAGACAACAGAGGAAAAGAGGGCGAGAAGGACCAGGAGGAUAAACGAGAUAUGGCGAGAGAGGCAGAGGUUGGAGGCAGCAGGGGAACUUCCGGAGCAGCAGCAGGAAAGGCAGAGAUUGGAGGCAGCAGGAGCACUCCCAAGCCAACCACCCAGCGCGCCAGCUGGGGCCCCGGAGAUCCCUGAGAUGUGGAGGGACUUCUGGGAGCAGAGAGGAGAGGAGCUUCCAUCGCYAGUCAGAGCCGGGUUUGGGGUAGCCAGAAAGGCGGAAGAGAGGUUAGAUCGUAAAAUCAAGUUCCUGGCCAAGACCACUUUUGACCGGCACUUGUUAUUGGAAGGCGAUCUGGCAGGGAAGAAGAUGAAGGAAGCAAGCCAUGGAGUACGCCUGGAGGCUAUGGAGAUGGAAAUUCAGAAACUCAGGGUAUUGGUGGUCAGCCAGGCCGCUAUCAUCGAGAGCCUGACGCAGCAAGCCCAGGGAAAGGUGGACAGGCCAGAGAGCAGCAGGCAGGGAGAGCAAAGGCAGCCAGGACAGGGAUUGCCAGGACAGCCACCUGCAGCAGAGCCUCGCCAGGAGCCACCUAUGGGGAGGGUUAUCCUGGAGCCAGAGGAGGCGAGAGCCCAGAGACAGGCGGAGAGAGAGGCAUUCGAGUUUAUAGCCCCUACCGAGCUCGCGACACUGCCAGUAGCAGCGGCGGGCCCAGUCGUACCUUUGGUAGUUGAGGAGGGGCGGCCACCAUCUAGCAGUGAGCCGUCUCAGGGCUCAGCAGAGGCAUCCAUGGGCGUGCUCCUUGAGGCAGUGCAUACCAUGCAUGAGGAGGCGAGUUUGUUUUCACCCGAGCAGAGGAUAGAGGAGCCUCUUGAGAGAGAGAUGGGGAUUGAGGCGGAGGGUGCCAUCGAGGAGGGGCUCCAGAGGUUGGGCACGCCUGAGUAUGGGCCAGAGGAGAUUGAGGAGCAGCCCAUGGCAGUGCCAGGAGAGACACUCGAGAGGAGAGCGACAGGGGAUUUGAGAAGCAGACUGGGAUCUUGGGCUACUGGAUCUAGGUCUGGGGGACCGGUUCCUGGAAUGGAGCAGCAGGAGGUCGUUAGUACCGCAGCUCCUGGGACAGAGCAGCAGGGGGUUGUCAGUUCCUUGAUAGGAUCCCCUUCAUCACCACCUCCUCAGCCCAAGAAGAAGAAGUUCAAGAGGAAGGUCGAUCAACUAUGUUUUUACUGCAAGAGGGACGUGCAUCAUGCUCUGGAUUGUCUCGAGUUCCUUGAGGAUAAGGCAACAGGGAAGGUCUCAGAGGUAGGGGGUAAGAUGUAUGAUAGACAGGGUAGGAUAGUAGAAAAGUUUACAGAUGGACUUAGGGCUCAGUUAUAGGCAAAACCAGGAAGAGUUGAGGAGGUAGGGCCGGUUUUGUCUAUCUAAGUGGGCAGGUAUCUUGUGAGGCAUCAGCUU